AUGUCAAGCCGUGCACUCAACGAACGUAACGACGAACAAACGAGUCCGUGGAGAACACGCAUCCACGCAUCCGGCGUAACGACACCGUUGUUACUUUUACACGCAAUCAUUAUCGUUCCAAGGUCUCAAGGAAGGAAGCAAAAGUCCAACUUCUCGAAAAGCUCGACCAAUGCCGCAGACAAGGAAUUAGCGAAGAACAACAAAGCUGCUAAAGAUACUAGAUUAACCACGAACCUUCCUGACGAUGCUGCGGUGCACUUUGGAAACUUUUAUGGUAUCCAAAAAAAAUCGAACAAACCACGAGCUGGCAGAGUGAGAAGUCUUUUGGAUUCUACCAGUCCAUCAUCGACUAGCUAUAAACCAACGCCGAGACUAGAAUUCACCAGGCAGAUGGUUCAAAAACUGGAACGAACAGCUGGCACGAAGGAAUACGCGCGACAAGUGUCAGCCUUAUUGGAGGAGACAGUCGAACCGGCGCAUUUCAAGCUACAUUCAUUGCCGACCGAGAAUUCGAUUCCGGAUGGAAGAUACAAUCCCACGGGAUUCCCGCUCUGGUACAAGGAACCUUAUAAAAUGCCGUUCGCCUCGGACGAGGUUUACAAACUUCUCGAGGAGAGGUUGGAUAACGCCGAGGAAGGGAAGGCGAGAGAUAUUUUCAAAGAGGAUUCUUCUGAGAGAAGUUCAUUGGAAGAAUGGAGCGAAGACGAAGAAGCAGGGUAUGGAGAAAAUUUCCAAGACGAUGCAGCGAUAAGCAUUCUAACGAGAGAAAGAUCUUCGAUGAAUUUACUGUCUAAUGGAUCGUCUUCUGUAACAGAAGCGAAAGACACGGACUCCAAGGAAAGCAAUCAAAUACUUCUCGAUAAGAAACCAAGCAAAUUAGUCUCGUUCCAACAACGCUGAACUGUAAAGUGGUGUUGCUCGUGAGUACGUGAAAAAUAAAAAGAAAUUCUGAAUAUAAAUAGAAACAUGAAUUUCCUGUAUAUUAACUAGCGCAACCAAGACGUAAAGUAGAAUUCUCAGGCGAUGCAAUAGUCCAAGAACUCGUAACAAUGUUCGCUCGUUACCAGUAUUCAGUCUUUUUAGACAGAAAUAGACUAAUUAGCAUUUCGCUAUUAAUGAUUCUACCGUUAUCACAAGGUCUAAAGCGCGAUGGGGAAUAUGUCUAGAAAUUCAUUUCCAACGCUAAUUAGAAGCCUUGAUUAUUACUCGGUUGCGUACUUUGUAAUUAUGGGCUAGCAGAUUGGUGUGAAUCUAACGCUGUUAUGAAUUCAUUAAUUAAUGAUGGGGAUCUUGCGAAAGGACGAGAAAUGUACUAGGUGACGAAUUACCGGAUACUCUACGUGCUUUACUUCCGUCUAUUCCGAUCUUCUCAAUUCUAACAUUUUCUUUUUUACGUAUUAUCGUGAUAUAAUAGUAAUAAAAAUGAACAUUCGCAGAAUACUUUUCAAUAACCUCUUAAAGGAAUAUCCAUCAAAAUUACCGCUUUGUCAAAACGAAUUAAAAGAAACAAGAAUAGAGAAAAAGGUAUGGGAACGUUUAACGGUGAAGAAUUAUAGUUGAUAUAAAAAAUAAUACAAUACGGUAUCAUAAGGAUAACGAAUGAUUCGACGUGGUUUCCCGUUUACUAAAAGAGGGUAGCAUAACUCGAGCGGAGUGUUCGCAUUGUUUUCGGUUCAGUGGAAUUGCAAGAGGGCGCAGGAUGGGGUUGGCAUUUAUCGAUUAUUCCGCCUACUAAGCCAAAGACGCUUUUCAUGUACCUUUAACGUGAUCGAAAAUUAGAUUUUCGUAUCAAAGAGCAUUUUGUGGAGGAUAAGGAAGUAAAGCUGAUCAAUCAUACUUCGAUGAAUUAAAAGGAUAAAGAAACAAGAAAGAAGAACUUUCGAGCAGUUCUAAGAGGAAAACGUGAUUUGUGUUUCUUUCUAUGAUUCAAAUAGCCUGUCUUACAAGAGUAGUAGUAUAUACAUUGGUUUAUUUCUUCGUGAAACUGUACAGAAUGGUCCACAGCGAAUCGGAGACUUACAUUAAAUAAGUCACUUAACCAUUGAGGCCAUCAAUUUGAUCAAGUAUCGUAUAACUGGACGCAUCGGAUUAACUUACACCUGUGAAAAAAGGACAUAGUCUGGUGAAUAUUAUACGCAGUUCGCGGUUUAGCGACACGAAAAUUCAUAGAUCCGUUCAUAAUCCAAUGGAAUCGGGCGAAUGGCAGUUUGUAUAUCCGAGGGACUGAAUUCUGUUGCGUUUAGAAUAAAUUGCUAUACAAA
Molecule: messenger RNA, 2261 nt
Organism: Bombus huntii
Lineage: Eukaryota; Metazoa; Arthropoda; Insecta; Hymenoptera; Apidae
Exons: 4
Coding region: 1-900 (299 amino acids)
Source: RefSeq, a predicted model, not a curated record